Molecule: messenger RNA, 2151 nt
Organism: Prunus dulcis (almond)
Lineage: Eukaryota; Viridiplantae; Streptophyta; Magnoliopsida; Rosales; Rosaceae
Product: NADH dehydrogenase (ubiquinone) complex I, assembly factor 6
Exons: 2
Coding region: 725-1636 (303 amino acids)
Biological process (GO): mitochondrial respiratory chain complex I assembly; biosynthetic process
Cellular component (GO): mitochondrion
Source: RefSeq, a predicted model, not a curated record
AGAACUUGUCGUAUAAAAGUCAUGUAGCAUACUUCAGCCUUUCACUACCAAGUUACCUCGUUUUUUAAAUUAGAAAUCCCAUUGUUAAGUUAUAUUAUAAACCAACAUAGUUACCUGGUAUGGGGAACGGGAAUGGAUAGGAGGUACGCCGGUUUCUAUGGUACAAAAUUCGAAGGGGUGGGCAUAGUUGGAACGAAAUUUCAGGUCAUAAUUCAUGUAUUAGUUUAAUUCGGUACGAUAUUGUUUUGUAAAUACUCAGAAUUAGUAAGAAGUACAAAAAAGAGAGCGUAUAAGGUUGAAAAAAGUAACACAGCGUGUUUAUUAUUUAUUUAUCAAAAUUAGUGGGAAUUUUAAGCUCGUUGAAGUCUAAUUUAUUAUUUAGUUAAUGAAAAUUUACCUCUUUGGAAAAUAGCCACUUUCUUUAUUAGAUUGAACAAACCAACGUCUUCCUCCUCUGCUUGUAAAUUUUCUGCUGUUUCAGACCCAAUUUCAAAACUCCCUCUCUCUCUCUGUUUCCAUGGUUCUCUCUUUUGAUGGCUCCCUCUAUUGCUCUCCCACCACCCUAUUAAGUUGAUGAUUGGAAUAACCAAUCGAGUUUUGGCAGCAACGUCGCUCAGGUGAUCGGCCCUCAGCUUUAAAUCCUAACUCAUCUGAGUGACAUUUUGUGCGUUUUGAGCAGUUUGUGCGGUUGUAUAUUUGUUGGAGGAACCAGGGUUGGUAUUUGAUGAAUGGUGCUUCUGCAUCUAGUAGCUUAAGGGCAGCUUUCUCAUACUGUGUGCAGCAAGUCCGUAGUUAUGAUUACCAUAACUACCUUUGCCUCCUUGAACUCCCCCCUAACAUGCGAAAGGUUGCAUUUGCAGUCCGUGCCUUAAAUGUUGAAACAGCUCGUGCCAUGGAUGUUGCUUCUGAUCCGAGGAUUGGUCUUAUGCGCCUCGUCUGGUGGCAAGAAGCCAUAGACAAAAUCUAUGCCAACAAGUUAAUUGAGCACCCAACAGCACAAGCCCUGUUGUCAGUGGUACAUGAGAACAAAAUUAGCAAGGUAUGGCUGAAACGGUCUGUAGAAGCUCGGAUCAGUGAUGCAAGAAAGGAGGUUGGUGACACCCCAGAAAAAAUUGAAGACUUGGAGAGAUAUGCGGAAGAUACUGUAUCAACUCUUCUUUACAUGACACUUCAAGCUGGUGGUAUCAGGUCUACUGCAGCCGAUCAUGCAGCAUCACAUAUUGGUAAAGCAAGUGGUCUUCUUUUGCUGAUUAAGUCAUUGCCAUAUCAUGGUAGUCGAAACCGCCAUUUUUCUUAUAUACCAACCGAAGUGGCAGCCAAGCAUGGAUUGCUGGUUAAGCAUGGAGGUCAAUCAGAGAUUCAUUUGGAUUCUCGUGAGGGCUUAUGUGAAGCUGUUUUUGAGAUGGCAUCGGUUGCUAAUGUCCAUUUGCAGAAGGCUCGUGACUUAGCUGGUACAGUACCUGUAGAGGCUUUCCCAGUGCUGCUGCCAGCCGUGCCUGCCCAGGUUCUACUGGACUCUUUGAGACGAGUGAAUUUUGAUGUCUUUGAUCCAAGGUUAGCGCGAGGGAUUCUUGGUAUUCCUCCUUUGUGGUAUCAGUUGAAAUUGAAGUGGCAUUCAUGGACGGCAAAAUACUGAAAGAAAUUUCCGUUUAUCGGUUGGAUGCGAAAGAAAUUGCAUUUUGCAUACAAGAGUUACACUACGGAUAUGUUCCUUUGCAGGAAGAAAAUAUCAUGCUCAUGAAUCCUUGUUAACCAACCUUUCAAGGUACUUUCAAUUUUCAUGUUUCUUUAAUAAAUGGGGCAGCACUAUGAUUAUUUUUGGGGUGACUGAAAAAUCAGAAUAAUACUGAAUAUGAGGUAUUUUGUGGGUUAGAAGAAAUUCACAUACGGAUGAAGAGAGGUUGUCUUUGGUUUCAACCUAACCAAUUCUUUGAGGAUUCUCCGAAUCUCCGAAGGUAUGAAAACAUCUUUUUCACAAACGCAAAGAUGCACAUUAUAUUUCAGCUCAGACUCUAGUUCCUGCAACUUGGGAAGUCAUCACUAAUCGGUUAUCUUAUGUAUGCAAAUUUUGAGUUCCCACAAGUAUUAUAGACUGAUUAUUUACUUGAUGUUGGUCCACUAAGUUAUAAUAGCCAUUCCUAUUUCCUACAA